Kockovaella imperatae is the source of this 1038-nucleotide messenger RNA. Its product is annotated as D-lactaldehyde dehydrogenase. The transcript has 9 exons. NCBI's taxonomy places the organism in Eukaryota, Fungi, Basidiomycota, Tremellomycetes, Tremellales, Cuniculitremaceae. Gene Ontology annotation, molecular function: oxidoreductase activity, acting on the CH-OH group of donors, NAD or NADP as acceptor. The coding region runs from base 1 to 1038 and encodes 345 amino acids. The record is from RefSeq and is a predicted model, not a curated record.
AUGCCAGUCAUCUCCAAGGGAAAUCUCGUUCUCGUUACCGGUGCUAGUGGAUUUGUCGGAUCCCACGUUUCCCAGCACUUCCUGAAAGGGGGGUUCAAGGUUCGCGGCACCGUUCGAUCAGAAUCUAAGGGUGAAUACCUGAAGAAGUUAUUCAAGAACGACGGAGACUUUGACUAUGUCAUUGUGGACGACAUUGCCAAGGAUGGAGCCUUCGACGAGGCAGUCAAGGGAGUUGAUGCUGUUGCACACACUGCCAGUCCAUUCUACGUUACCAACAUUAAAUCUACGGAUGAACUCAUUCAGCCAGCUUUGCACGGUACGACUGGGAUUUUGAAGUCUAUCCAGAAGAAUAACCCCGAUGUCAAGCGAGUGGUUGUCACCUCAAGUGUCAGUGCUAUCAUGUGUGUUGCGAGCAAGAAAGCGCCCUACACAUACACCGAGAAGGACUGGAACGUAGACAGUGUCGGCAUCGUCGAGGAGAAAGGUGUUGACGCUCCGGGAUUGCACAUCUACAACGCUUCUAAGACCCUUGCCGAGCGCAGUCUUUGGGACUUUGUGGAGAAGAACAAGCCCAAUUGGGAGGCCGUCACCAUUAACCCACCGGUCAUUUUCGGUGAAAUCAUUCACGAGUGUCCCACUCCAGAGAAGCUCAACACCUCUGUCGCCCGAGUCUAUGAGUGGGCAGCCGGAAAGAAGACAGAAAAGGAUCUCCCAGCGGCAGGCGGAAAUUGGGUCGACGUCCACAAUGUCGCUGAGGGACAUGUCUUGGCCCUCACGAAGCCUGACGCCGCUGGUGAGAGGUUCAUUGUCGGUAAUGGCCCCUUCGCGGGCCAGGACAUUUGUGAUGUCAUUCACAAACGAUUCCCCGACCUCAAAGACGUUCCAGUCGGCAAGCCAGGAACACACGACGAGAUCACCAAAGAUGCAAAUGUCUUCGAUGGUUCCAAGGCACACAAGGAGCUCGGCAUUCAGUAUGUGUCUUUGGAGGACAGUGUCUACCAGACCGUGAAGAGCGUCAGAGAGCGCUUCCAUUUCUAG